UACCGAUGGUAAAAAUAGCAAUAAUUUAUUGGCUCUUCGAUUCGCUAAACACACCGGUUGAAUAAUAACGGCCAAAAUUUUUGCAAUUAUUUGUGGAAUGGUUCAAAAAUAGCGCGGAGACCUUCAAAUACUGUCAUGGGCGAAACCACUGGUUGGCGAGGCAGUUCGACGUAAAAGUUCGCGAGAUAGUGUUGCCCUUAGUCGUUAAGUUUAAGGUGCGUCUAAUGCCAAAAACUCUCAGUACAGAGACCCAAGUGUUUGAAUUUCAAAAAAUUGCCGACACCAUAGGGAUAAUGAUAAACAGUGUCGGAAAACCCUCUACGUACAACCAAAUGAAAAACGUUCGCGUUAAUCUAGGUAUCGAUGAAGAUUUACAGAUGAUACUAGAAAUGGAUCCUAGUAUUAUCGAUCUUGGUGCCGCCACAGUUGAAGACUACCCUAUUCCUAAAGCUCCCGAUAAAGUUACCGGACUUCCCCCGAAAUCUGGCGGUCCUCCUACCCUAAAGACAUCAACGCCGCUAUCUCGCACGCAGUUAAAGCUCCAGUUGAUGCGAGAGCAAGCCCUGCAGGAACAAGAAAGACGUGAAGCCCAAGAUAGAGCGCAAAAAGCGGCUCAGGAACAGCAAAGGCCUCCUGCAGCCGCAGUUAAAGUUCCACUGCAUAGCAUUGCUCUCGAUGUACCACCACAAGUAUUUCAGGUCCAAACAAAACUCGAAAAUCCUACUAGAUAUCAUGUUAUGCAAAAGCAAAAAAGUCAAGUAAGACAAUAUAUAAGCGAGUCAUUUCAACAACCGCAGAAUUUUUUUAACACCCAAUGUCCGCCUCAAGUAACGGGUAGUGCACCGAUUAUUCCUAACAAUUAUACGAACAAUACGCCACUUUCACCUAUCACAGUACCCCCGACUUAUUGUCAGAGUCAUCCAGUUUAUGGUAAUGGACCUUCACCAAGUCCCAGCAGCGACGUCACUGCCGUUUCGCCCGCUUUUAGUUCCGGGGCUACCAGUGCUUCCGAGGCUGAGGAUUUAAUAGACGAUUUACUAUCAUUUGAAUCCAGCUCCCUUGCAUCCGAUAGUUUUAAAACUGAUAAUAAUUCCUUGUCGGCAUCAGACGUAAACAUCAAAAAUGAACCUCAUUUUCUCAGCGAUGCUGAACUUCAUGCUUUGGCAAAAGACAGGCAAAAAAAGGAUAAUCAUAAUAUGAUUGAACGACGAAGAAGAUUCAAUAUAAACGAUCGAAUAAAAGAAUUAGGGACUCUGCUACCAAAGAAUAACGAUCCUUACUUUGAAAUUGUCCGAGAUGUUCGUCCAAACAAGGGAACCAUUUUAAAAUCGUCGGUAGAAUAUAUUAAAUGUUUAAAGAAUGAGGUGCAAAGAUUGAAACAAUUCGAAGCAAAACAAAAACAAAUCGAACAUGUUAACAGAAGACUUCAGCUAAGAAUACAGGAGCUGGAAAGACAGGCAAAAUCUCAUGGUCUUCCCGUUACGGAAUUUAACUGGCAAGGAGCACAACCACCAAUUACGUCGUACAAUAACAAUUCUUCUUACAUCACCAGCCCUAGUCAGCCAACGAACAGUAACAUUAUGUCAUCGUUAUUACUACACGACCCAGUACCAAAGAUGCCUGACGUAGUCAACGAUGCAACUCUGAGUAUAUCGGCAAUGGAAGAUUUAAUGGAUGACGACGAACCAGUUGUAAGUAGUGUUAAUGGCGAUCCGAUGUUAUCAUCACAACAACUGACAGGGGAUCCGUUGUUAUCAUCCCCUGCACAUGCCACGUCCGUUGCUGACACUAUGCUGGCAGAACCACGAUUACCUUCACCUACAAGUCAUAUAGAUCCAAUGGAAGGCGACACGUUAGAUAUGGAUAUGAUCGCAUGAUGAUGUAUAAGUAUUAUUUCAAACCUAACUAUGACGCUAGUUUACUCAAAAAUAUCGGUCAUACAGACGAAAUAUGAUAACAAAACAAAAGGCAAAUGCUGGUGUUAAAAACGAUUCAAUUAUUAAGAAACGAAUUAUUCAGGUAGAGGUGCUAUGUUGCCAGAAUUAUCCUGAUAUUGUGCAAAUAUUUCCGUCGAGAUUCUGUGAUUUAGAUGAAAAUUGUAUAUUUUAGAAAAAAAAAAAAACAAAAUGGUUCUAUAAGAAGGGCAUAGUUACCUUUCAAUCCAAAGUAUUCUAGAGUAAUGUUAACUGCUGCUAUUUGUAAAUUUACUUUUAUUUAUAUAAGCUAAACUACCUACCUUAAGUUUCUUUUUUAGAAGAAAUCAGCCAAAAAUAAAUAAUUAUAAAACGACCAGGUAGAGGUAGUUUAGAAUUUCGUGGGCCAAGACUUUGGGUUGCAUAGUUUGCCUUCUUACUAAAGUUAUUGACAGUCUAGCUGUCAUCGUUUUAUAUGGUUAACGUCAACUCUUAACCAUACAACUAACCAUGACUCGCCGUCAGUGUUUUUGAAGUGCACAAUAUGAAUACAAUAAGGUCCACCCCUCGUGCAUUUCGUGGCCCAGGACACUUUAAAAUACCUCUACCUAUACAGAGCACUCAGAGUUUCUAAAAUUAUAUUAAUUUUAUGUAAGCUCAGAAUCUGAUAGCUAGGGACGAAAAAAAAAAUAUGUAGUACCGAUACGUUGCUACCAGGUAGUAAAAGAAUUGUUAAGUUUUUGUUUUCAAAUAUAUUUUAAACCCUGUACAUAUAUUUUAUUUUAUUUUCAAAAGAAAUUUAUAUGAAAAACAACAGAAAUACUUACACAAUUUCGUUAUUAGGCAAAUUGCCUAAAUUGGACGUACUACUUUACGAAUUGUGUUUGCAUUUCUUCUAGUUCCUUAAUCUACUAAUAGUGAUAACAUGAAGUGCCUUACCGCAGUGUCUUGAAUUUGUUUAAAUGAGAAAGUUCAUUUUUAUUCGAAUGACUGUAACGUGUGUACCUAAGCUGCAAGAUUUAUUUUGUAUAAGACAAUAUUGUUACUGCUUAUUGAAUGGCAAAAUUGUAAAAUGAGCAAAUGCAGUAACAAUUGUAUAAUUAUUAUAUAUAUAUAUAAUAUAUUUUCUUAAGUGAUCUUUGAAUCUGUGAAUAGAUUUAGGUAAAAAUUAUACAUUUAUGCGCGAAUAGUUAAAAGAUGUAAGAUAUUUACGAACUGUUAUGAAACAAUACCAUUAAUAGUUUUUGAUUAUGUACGGUUCAUUUCAUAUGUUAACAAUAAAUUUUAACAACUUCCGAAUGUUGUGAAAUGAGCAAUAAUUUAUGUGAAAUGAACGGUGCAUUCUUUAGACUCAAUUUUUUCGUUUAAUUUUAAACGCAUCU
Agrilus planipennis (emerald ash borer) is the source of this 3295-nucleotide messenger RNA. RefSeq names its product transcription factor EC (gene Mitf). NCBI's taxonomy places the organism in Eukaryota, Metazoa, Arthropoda, Insecta, Coleoptera, Buprestidae. Gene Ontology annotation, biological process: regulation of transcription by RNA polymerase II. Gene Ontology annotation, molecular function: RNA polymerase II cis-regulatory region sequence-specific DNA binding; protein dimerization activity; DNA-binding transcription factor activity, RNA polymerase II-specific. The record is from RefSeq and is a predicted model, not a curated record. The transcript is spliced from 7 exons. Gene Ontology annotation, cellular component: nucleus. The coding region runs from base 225 to 1877 and encodes 550 amino acids.